AUGAUUUUUCUGACGCAUUUGACAGGGAAAAAUACCAUAGUGGAGCAUCCAGGGGCCCAUCUCUGCGGCUCCGGGGGGCCGACAGGGAUCACUCCUGCGGAAAUUAUGGACGAUUCCCAUUUCAACUCAUCAUACUUUUGGUCUCCCGUCCCCACAGUACAAGGACAGAUCGAAAGCGCCAUGUUUCUGAACAAGACCAAGGACCAGCUGGGGGCAGAGAAGCCGCCUGCCCCCUCGUUCCCCCACCCCUCCUCAUCUUCCUCCCCUCAUUACCCCACUGCGCUGCUGGCAAUCCCGGGGUCCAGCGAUGGCGUUUCGGGGCUGCGGGUGGUCCCCAAGCAGGAGGGAGGGGCCCCGGCUCUGAACUCACACCUGCACCAGAGUCACACCUCCCAGAAUGUCACCGUCGUGCCUGUCCCCUCCACGGGAAUCAUGACUGCAGCUGGGUUGGUCAUCACAACUCCUCAAGGAACCCUCGUCCCGACCGCCUCCUCUCAGUCGUUUGUGACGGGACAUCCCACCGCCACCACCAUGAUCGUGUCCGCUCUGCACGCCUCCAAUGCAGAUAAGAAGGACGACAUGGCGUUGCCCCCAGCGGUUGUGAUGCCCACUCCGUCAAAGCGUGGGCGGAAAAGCAAAGCCAUGUUGAGCCGCAUGAGCGGGCUCCUGCCUGCGGGCAGCGACGCUCUGAUCCUUGCGCACCUCGCAGCUGGAGGACAGCAUCACGCAGCUGAUCCUUACGACUUGUCCAACGAUGAAGACGAGCACACCAACAAAGACGGCCCCAAAUCCUACAAGUGUCGGAUGUGCGCGGUGACCUUCUUCAGUAAGUCCGACAUGCAGAUUCACGCCAAGUCGCACACGGAGGCCAAGCCCCACAAGUGUCCGCACUGCUCCAAGUCAUUCGCUAACUCCAGCUACCUGUCGCAGCACAUCCGCAUCCACAGCGGAGCCAAGCCGUACAGCUGCACCUACUGCCAGAAGACCUUCAGACAGCUGAGCCACCUGCAGCAGCACACGCGAAACCACACUGAGGCCAAGCCCCACAAGUGUCCGCACUGCUCCAAGUCGUUUGCCAACUCCAGCUACCUGUCGCAGCACCUCCGUAUUCACACCGGAGCCAAGCCGUACAGCUGCGCCUUCUGCCAGAACACAUUCAGGCAGCUCAGCCACCUCCAGCAGCACACACGAAUCCACACGGGUGAUAGACCUUAUAAGUGUAACCAUCCAGGUUGUGAGAAAGCCUUCACCCAGCUCUCAAAUCUCCAGUCUCAUCGUCGGCAGCACAAUAAAGAUAAACCGUACAAGUGCCACAACUGUAACCGUGGUUACACAGAUGCUGCAAGCCUUGAGGUCCACUUGUCGACACACACAGUGAAGCACGCCAAACUGUUCUCCUGCGGCCUCUGCAACCGCUCCUACACCUCUGAAACCUAUUUAAUGAAACACAUGAGGAAGCACAACCCGGACCCUCUGACGGUGGCAGCUACAGUGGCGGCGCAGCAGGCGCAGGGUCUCGGUCCAGGGUCCACAGGCAGAGGGCGGGGCCGUGGCCGGGGCAGAGGGGGUCUGUCUGCACGAGCCAUUCAGCUCCAGAGUCAAACCAGUCCAGCCCAGAACCCAGGACCUCCCGGAGGCUACCAGCAGCAACCUGCAGAGGCCGUGGUGCCGUGUCCCUUUGACCUGCACCAGUACAAGACUGUUGCAGCCAGUGAGAUCCAGUACAAACCAGUGACUGUGGCCGACCUCCCUGUGGUCCACAAAGACCUCUGCCUGACCGUGUCCACCUCAGCCAUUCAGAGAUGGAGAUUUGAGCAGCUGCUUUGA
Knipowitschia caucasica is the source of this 1827-nucleotide messenger RNA. NCBI's taxonomy places the organism in Eukaryota, Metazoa, Chordata, Actinopteri, Gobiiformes, Gobiidae. The record is from the annotation of a GenBank genome assembly.